Molecule: messenger RNA, 681 nt
Organism: Cyphellophora attinorum
Lineage: Eukaryota; Fungi; Ascomycota; Eurotiomycetes; Chaetothyriales; Cyphellophoraceae
Product: 3-oxoacyl-[acyl-carrier-protein] FabG
Exons: 4
Coding region: 1-681 (226 amino acids)
Source: RefSeq, a predicted model, not a curated record
AUGGCUACUUUGCGAGGAAGAGUGAUAGCCGUCACUGGCGCAGGCUCCGGAAUGGGCGCAGCUUUUGCAGCCCUCGCUGCUGAACGCGGCGCCGUGCUGUCCCUAGCAGAUAAAGAUCCAGCUGGACUCGAUCGAACGAUGCACUCUUUCCCUCCUGAUCAGAGGCAAAGACAUACUGCUACGGUUGUUGAUGUUACAAAGGGCGUUGACGUUGAUCGUUGGAUCAGAGAUACUGUGCAACAGCUAGGGCGUCUUGACUGCGCUGCAAAUUUUGCGGGCGUUCUAGCCCUCAAUAACGUCUGUAAGAUCCAGGACGAGACUGAGGAGAAUUGGGAUUUUCAUAUGAAUGUCAAUGCUAAAGGAGUAUUUCUCUGCCUACGGGCUCAAAUACCACACAUGAAGGAGGGUGGGAGUAUCGUUAGCAUCGCCAGUGUCGCUGGGCAAGUGGCUUGUCCCACUAUGGGGGCAUAUGUUGCUAGUAAACACGCAGUCAUUGGCGGAGUCGACACCGCUAUGGUCCCUGACGACGAAGAUGCUAGGGCUGAGGAAGUCUCUCGGCAGAUCAUGAAACGGCUGGCUACUCCGGUCGAAAUCGCAAAAGUUGUCGCAUUUCUGCUCAGCGAGGAAGCUAGCUUUGUUACAGGCGCGGUGUACAAUGCGGACGGUGGGUGGUUGGCAUGA